Jatropha curcas is the source of this 2287-nucleotide messenger RNA. The record is from RefSeq and is a predicted model, not a curated record. NCBI's taxonomy places the organism in Eukaryota, Viridiplantae, Streptophyta, Magnoliopsida, Malpighiales, Euphorbiaceae.
AAAGGAAGAUGCCGAAUUUAAAAGACGGAGUCACUGAGAUAGGAAGCUUUUGAUUGUAUUUUUCAUCUGAUAAGGAGGCUGUACAGAAAAGCGUGAGAACAAAACGCAGCUGUUAAGAAUAACAACUUUGCUUAGUCAGCAAAAUCAGUUACACCUGUGAAGAGAAAAAAUAAAUUAUCAAUUCUAUUAAACGGUGCGUUUUUCCAGCCAAUCUAAAAGACUACGUGUCUGAUCCACUCCGCACCAUUCACCCGAUCACCAUAGCUUGGCUACUAUGGUGAAUCCCAGAUAGAGGGAAGAAGAGAUAGCAAAGACCCAUUAACAACGUUGCCACCGUUUUGGCUAAUUUCUUUGAAGGUCAUGGCUUCUCUCUCCUCUAUCUCUCUCCCUACAUUCUCUAUUUCUAAACCUACUGCCACCACCAGCACUCUCAUUCCAAAACCUCACUUUCUCAUCAUUAAAUCCUCUCUAGAGAACAAAACACCAAAACCCGCUUCAGAUACUGCAAAACCCAGUUCUUGGGUGAGUCCAAAUUGGCUCACUUCUCUAACUCGGACUCUCACAUUAGGCCAAAACGAUAAUUCAGGCAUUCCUAUAGCUAGUGCUAAGCUUGAGGACGUAUCUGAUCUUUUAGGCGGUGCUCUGUUUCUUCCUUUGUUUAAAUGGAUGAAUGAAUAUGGUCCCAUUUAUAGGCUUGCAGCUGGCCCAAGAAAUUUCGUGGUGGUUAGUGACCCUGCGAUUGCUAAGCAUCUAUUGAAGAAUUAUGGCAAGUAUGGUAAAGGUCUUGUUUCUGAAGUAUCCGAGUUUCUGUUCGGGUCGGGUUUUGCCAUUGCCGAAGGACCUCUUUGGACGGUGAGGCGUAGAGCUGUGGUUCCAUCACUGCACAAGAAGUAUUUGUCUAUUAUAGUUGAUAGAGUAUUUUGCAAGUGUGCUCAAAGAUUGGUUGAGAAGCUCCAACCAGAUGCUUUAGAAGGCACUGCUGUUAAUAUGGAAGCAAAGUUUUCUCAAUUAACUCUUGACGUUAUUGGUCUUUCAGUUUUCAAUUACAAUUUUGAUUCCCUUACUGCUGAUAGUCCUGUUAUCGAUGCUGUCUACACAGCACUAAAAGAGGCAGAGGCUCGUUCCACGGAUCUUUUGCCAUAUUGGAAGGUUAAAGCUUUAUGUAAGAUAAUUCCUAGACAAAUAAAAGCUGAAAAAGCAGUUACAGAAAUUAGGCAAACGGUUGAAGAACUUAUUGCAAAAUGCAAGGAGAUUGUGGAGGCUGAAGGUGAAAGAAUAAAUGAUGAGGAAUAUGUAAAUGACACUGAUCCAAGUAUCCUUCGUUUCUUGCUUGCUAGCAGGGAAGAGGUUUCAAGUGUCCAAUUACGAGAUGACCUGUUAUCAAUGUUAGUUGCUGGUCAUGAAACAACUGGUUCGGUGUUGACUUGGACAUUGUAUCUUCUAAGUAAGGAUUCCUCCUCAUUAUUGAAGGCUCAAGAAGAGGUUGACCGAGUAUUACAAGGAAAUCCUCCUCGCUACGAAGAUAUAAAAGAUCUAAAGUUUUUGACACGCUGCAUUAAUGAGUCACUGCGUCUCUACCCACAUCCUCCUGUUUUAUUAAGAAGAGCUCAGGUUGCUGAUGUGCUUCCAGGAAAUUACAAGGUUAAUCCUGGUCAAGAUAUAAUGAUUUCAGUAUACAAUAUCCAUCAUUCCUCAAAGGUCUGGGAGAGAGCCGAAGAGUUUGUGCCAGAAAGAUUUGACUUGGAAGGGCCAGUGCCUAAUGAAACAAAUACAGAUUUCAGGUUUAUUCCUUUUAGUGGAGGACCUCGUAAAUGCGUUGGUGACCAGUUUGCUUUACUGGAGGCCAUAGUUUCCCUUGCAAUUUUUCUGCAGAACAUGAACUUUGAGCUGGUUCCUGAUCAAAAAAUCAACAUGACUACUGGAGCAACAAUUCAUACAACAAAUGGCUUGUACAUGAAACUCAGCCAAAGAGAAAAAGCUAAUGCCUUUGUCUCAUCUUCUGUGAGGGAAGUUUUGUAGUAUCAUUUUUUAACUGGACAAGUGACACCUUCUAUGAUUUGUCAUUUAUGUGCCAUCACUGGAAAUAUUACUAUCACCAGCAACACAAGCAUGUGGCCAAUUCAGGAUUUUCGACACAAGCAUGUGGCCAAUUCAGGAUUUUUCCUAGGACUAUAAUUUUGCAGAAUUACAAGACAAUAGCUGAUAAAAUUUUGUAAUUUUUUAUAAUAAUUUGUAAGUGUUUCUUUUUAAGGUAUUGAUAUUUUGUAAAUACUUUUUAGUAACUAAA